AUGAGAAACGGGACAACUGUCCAGGAAUUUAUCCUGGAGGGAUUUCCUGCUGUCCAGCACCUGGGCAGGCUUCUCUUCUCACUGAACCUGCUGGCAUACCUGACCUCCAUCACCGGAAAUGUCGUCAUUGUCUCCAUUGUCUGCACCAGUGCCCAUCUGAAAAGCCCCAUGUACUUUUUCCUCGGUGUUUUCUCCUUCGCGGAGUCUUGUUUUACGAGUGCAGUUAUUCCCAAAUUGUUGGCUAUCUUUCUUUUAGGGAAACAAACAAUUUCCUUUGUUGCCUGUUUCAUGCAAGCCUUCGUCACUCUAUUUAUCGGGGCAUUUGGUUUUCUUCUUAUAGCUGUGAUGUCAGUGGACAGGUGUGUAGCUAUUUGCAAGCCUCUGCAUUAUCCCACCAUCAUGGACCUGAGGACCUGCGUCCUCCUCAUCAUGGCCAGCCUUGCUGUGACCUUCACCCUGAUCACGUGGCUAGUAGUGAAGGUUUCUCAGUUAUCCUUCUGCGGCCCCCGCCUCAUCCCACACUUCUUCUGUGACCUCAGCCCUCUGAUCCACCUCUCCUGUUCUGACACCAGAUCUGCUGAAGCUCUGACAUUUGCCCUUGCUUUGAUUAUCCUUCUCUCGUCUCUCAUCAUAACCACCAUCGCAUACAGCAACAUAGUAAUCACAAUAGUGCGUCUCCCAUCCGCCAAGGAGAGACAGAAAGCUUUCUCCACCUGCUCAUCCCACCUCAUGGUCCUCUCUCUGAUGUACGGCAGCUGUGUAUUUAUAUAUGUGAAACCAAGGCAAACCAGCAGGCUUGAAUCCAACAGAGAGGCUGCUCUCGUAAACACGGUAUUCACACCGCUUCUGAAUCCUGUCAUCUACACCCUGCGCAAUAAGCAGGUUCACCAGGCUCUGAGGGAGAGACUGUCUAGAAUAAAAUUAUCAGGGUAG
Messenger RNA from Rattus norvegicus (Norway rat), 933 nucleotides. RefSeq names its product olfactory receptor family 6 subfamily D member 15 (gene Or6d15). The record is from RefSeq and is marked reviewed. Lineage: Eukaryota; Metazoa; Chordata; Mammalia; Rodentia; Muridae. Gene Ontology annotation, cellular component: membrane; plasma membrane. Bases 1 to 933 code for a protein of 310 amino acids. The transcript has a single exon. Gene Ontology annotation, biological process: signal transduction; detection of chemical stimulus involved in sensory perception of smell; G protein-coupled receptor signaling pathway. Gene Ontology annotation, molecular function: olfactory receptor activity; G protein-coupled receptor activity.